Molecule: messenger RNA, 1781 nt
Organism: Aspergillus aculeatinus CBS 121060
Lineage: Eukaryota; Fungi; Ascomycota; Eurotiomycetes; Eurotiales; Aspergillaceae
Product: putative histone deacetylase SIR2
Exons: 5
Coding region: 37-1515 (492 amino acids)
Molecular function (GO): NAD+ binding
Source: RefSeq, a predicted model, not a curated record
CCCCCCCCCCCCCCCCCCCUUGUCUUCCGUCACAGGAUGGACCUGGAAUCAGCGCCCAGCGGGGAAAGCUCGUCGUCGUUACAGACCCCAGUGGCCGCCGUCGCCGUUAAGAUGACUUCCGCGGAUGUAAUCGACAAGCCAGCCACGGCGAACGAGGACCCCACCGCCACGGCCACCAAGGGCGAGAUGUCUCAAGCCGAGUUCGAGACCGACAGUGACGCUUCGGGCGAGGAGUGGGAAACCCAGUCUCUCUACGAGGACGCCAUUGAAGUACUGCGGGACGAGCAACUUCGCGAUGGAGUCCCCGAUGCCUGUACUUUGGAGGAGGCUAUCGCGUACCGAAAGCGCCUCCAUGAAAUCGGCAAGGCUGCGUUCGUCGAAGAGACCAUCGCAAAGGAGACGGUCACUGCGAAGAAGCUGUGCACAGCGUUCGGCAUCCAGCCCCCGGCGUUCCUCGAAGGUGCCCCUGACGAGGCCUACCACCCUCUCCUCGCGAUCGCGAUCUCGCGCGAGUUCUCGAGACGUCCGAAGCUCCCACAGUAUAAUACCAUCGAUGAUGCGGUGAGGUUGCUGAAGGAGUCCAAAAACAUCGUCGUGCUGACCGGCGCUGGCAUAUCCACCAGUCUUGGGAUCCCCGACUUCCGCUCCAAGGAUACCGGGUUAUAUUCACAGCUCGCGCAUCUGGGCCUGAGCGAUCCGCAGGAGGUGUUCGACAUUCAUGUGUUUCGCGAAGACCCCAGCAUCUUCUUCUCGGUUGCCAAGGACAUUCUCCCCACGGAAAAGAAGUUCUCGCCGACGCACGCGUUCAUUCGCCUGCUGCAGGACAAGGGGAAAUUGUUGACCAACUACACCCAGAAUAUCGACAACAUCGAGGCCAAUGCCGGUGUCGCCGCGGAGAAUAUCGUCCAGUGUCACGGCUCGUUCGCCACCGCGACAUGUGUCAAGUGCAAAUAUCAGGUAACCGGUGACGAGAUCUUCGACGAGAUCAAGAAGGGUGCCAUCCCUCAGUGUACCGCGUGCCGUGACCGAAUCGCAGAGGAGACGGGAGCGAAACGCAAGCGCAGCACCACUGGUGUGCACCGAAAUCGCAAGGACGACUGCGGCGACAGCUCGGAUGAUGAAUACGAAAUCCCGUCUCCCGGUGUUAUGAAACCCGAUAUCACGUUCUUCGGCGAGGAUCUUCCGGAUGAAUUCGGUCGUCGCCUGCUUCACCACGACCGCGAACGGGUGGAUUUGGUCAUUGUCAUCGGAACGUCUUUGAAAGUGGCGCCUGUCGCAGAGGCACCCGGCGUGUUGCCUCGUCACGUGCCUCAAAUCUACAUCUCUCGGACUCCCGUGACGCAUACGGAGUUCGAUAUUGAUUUGCUGGGUGACUGCGACGUGGUGGUCUCCGAGCUCUGCCGCCGGGCCGGGUGGGAGCUCAAACACGAGAUGAUCCCGGAGGAUGAGAAGGUGGAAAUUUCGCAGGUUGAAGGUUACGAGUCACGACAUGUGUUUCGGGUUGUCGGCGCAUAGCGGCGGUGUUUUGUGUGUUGCUAGCCAUCCCAUCUCUGGCUCUCAGCUGGUUUCGAGAAACGGCGUAUAUUGGGUUGGUUUUGCAUUGUGGGUUUUGAUAUCACCAAAAGGGAAGGACAGGCUGUAAAGAUUGAUGGACGAAGACAUACAAUUAUUGUUAUCAUCAAGCAUGUUUUAUUAUCUUUCUGCGGGCUUAGAAUGUAUCUAUUCUUGUUUCCGGCUCCGGCUCCGGUUUCAUAGGAGACCUGUUUGUUACAAUUGUUACC